AUGGCGACCGAGAGCUUUGGAUUCCAAGCUGAAAUCAGUCAACUCCUUGACUUGAUUAUCAACACCUUCUACUCGAACAAGGAGAUCUUCCUUCGUGAGAUAAUCUCAAACGGCUCAGAUGCCCUCGACAAAAUCCGUUAUGCUUCCUUGACCGAUCCCUCGGCUCUCGAGACCGAGAGGGACCUCUAUAUCCGUAUCACCCCGGACAAGGAGAACAAGCUCCUCUCCAUCCGUGAUACCGGUGUCGGUAUGACCAAAGCUGACUUGGUCAACAACCUUGGUACCAUCGCCAAGUCUGGCACAAAAGGUUUCAUGGAGGCCCUCAGCUCUGGCGCCGACAUUUCUAUGAUCGGUCAAUUCGGUGUCGGUUUCUACUCUGCUUACCUCGUUGCCGAGCGUGUUCAGGUCAUCUCAAAACACAACGAUGACGAGCAGUACAUCUGGGAAUCAGCUGCAGGUGGCACCUUCACGAUCACUCCUGAUACGACUGGCGAGCCUCUCGGUCGUGGUACUGAGAUCCGCCUUUACCUCAAGGAGGACCAGACCGAGUACCUUGAGGAGAAGAAGAUCAAGGAGAUCGUCAAGAAGCACUCCGAGUUCAUCUCAUACCCCAUCCAACUCGCUGUCACCAAGGAGGUUGAGAAGGUAAGCCGAUUUCAGAUGCCUCCCUCUGAUUGUGGCUCAUAUGACGACGAGGAACUGAAGGAUGAGAAAGAGGAGUCCAAAAUCGAAGAGGUCGAAGACGACGACAAGCCCAAAGAGAAGAAGACCAAGAAGGUCAAGGAAACCGAGACCACCAAUGAGGAGCUCAACAAGACAAAGCCCAUCUGGACGCGUAAUCCUCAGGAUAUAAAUCCCGAGGAGUACGGUGCCUUCUACAAAUCACUAACCAACGAUUGGGAGGAGCAUCUCGCCGUCAAGCACUUCUCCGUCGAGGGUCAGCUUGAGUUCAAGGCAAUCUUGUACAUUCCAAAGCGCGCGCCUUUCGAUCUUUUCGAGACCAAGAAGAAGCGCAACAACAUCAAACUCUACGUCCGCCGUGUUUUCAUCAUGGACGACUGCGAGGAUCUCAUCCCCGAAUACCUCAACUUCGUCAAGGGUAUCGUCGAUUCCGAGGACUUGCCUCUUAACAUUUCGCGUGAAACCCUCCAACAGAACAAGAUUCUUAAGGUCAUCCGCAAGAACAUCGUCAGGAAGUGCAUGGACCUGUUCACUGAGAUCUCGGAGGACAAGGACAACUUCAACAAGUUCUACGAGGCUUUCGGCAAGAAUUUGAAGCUUGGUAUCCACGAGGAUGCUCAGAACCGUAGCAAGCUUGCUGAGUUCCUCCGCUUCUUCUCUACCAAGUCUCUCGAGGAACAGACCUCGCUCAAGGACUACAUUACGCGUAUGCCCGAGGUCCAGAAGUCGAUCUACUACCUUACCGGUGAAUCUCUUGCCGCUGUCCGUGACUCACCCUUCCUUGAAGUGCUCAAGAAGAAGGGCUUCGAAGUCCUCCUUCUCGUUGACCCCAUCGAUGAGUACGCUGUCACGCAGCUGAAAGAGUUCGAGGGCAAGAAGCUUAUUUGUGUCUCGAAAGAGGGUCUCGAGCUCGAGGAGACUGAGGAGGAGAAGAAAGUUCGCGAAGAAGAGGCUGCUCAGUUCAACGACCUCUGCCAGACCAUCAAGGAAGCCCUUGGUGACAAGGUCGAGAAGGUUGUGGUUUCCAACCGUAUCACCGACUCUCCUUGCGUCCUCGUUACCGGCCAGUUCGGUUGGUCAUCUAACAUGGAGCGUAUCAUGAAAGCACAAGCUCUCCGUGACUCCUCGAUGUCAUCAUACAUGGCGUCCAAGAAGACCCUCGAGCUCAACCCCUCAAACGCCAUCAUCAAAGAGCUCAAGCGCAAGGUUGCCGAGGACAAGGCUGACAAGUCUGUCCGUGACCUCACCUUCCUCCUAUUCGAGACCGCGCUCCUCACCUCCGGUUUCUCACUCGACGACCCUACGUCAUUCGCCAAGCGCAUCAACCGUAUGAUCAGCUUGGGUCUCGACGUUGACGAGGAAGAGGAAGAAUCGGCACCCGCUGAAGACUCCAGUGCCCCUCCGCCGUUGGAAUCCGUGUCGACGUCGGCAAUGGAGGAGAUUGAUUAG
Molecule: messenger RNA, 2130 nt
Organism: Suillus subaureus
Lineage: Eukaryota; Fungi; Basidiomycota; Agaricomycetes; Boletales; Suillaceae
Product: HSP90-domain-containing protein
Exons: 7
Coding region: 1-2130 (709 amino acids)
Biological process (GO): cellular response to heat; protein folding; protein stabilization
Cellular component (GO): perinuclear region of cytoplasm; cytosol; plasma membrane
Molecular function (GO): ATP binding; ATP-dependent protein folding chaperone; ATP hydrolysis activity
Source: RefSeq, a predicted model, not a curated record